CUCUGACUGAGCCCGCCUCUGACUGAGUCACGUGAUUAGUUUUGCAGCUGCGGAUUAGUGCAGAAGAAGUGCAGAGACUAGUUUCAAUUCCAAGUUCAAAUAAUUAUGGCAACUCCUUUUGUAAAAAGACCAGAACGACACCAGCCACUAGGUAUACGUAAUCUUUCUGAGAUAUUUCAUUUACUAAAGAGGCAUGGUAUCAGUUAUUUUGAUUUUGGUCUUCAUCUGGGUCUGUCUCGUCCUACACUUGAUGUUAUUGAGGCUAAUAACAAAAGAAAUGUUAAUAAAUGUCUAUCAGAGUGCUUGGAGGUAUGGGUGGAACAAGCUGAUGAUGUAAAGAGUAAAGGUGGUCCAACUUAUGAUACAUUAAUGGAAGCAUUGAGGAUGAUGGGGAAUAAUGCUGUAGCUGAUGAGAUUGAAAGAGAAAUGGGCUUACCUGAAACUCCACCCUCCAGUCCACCUGCUAAGAGAUUGACAAUGCAACAAUUAUUAGGUAAAUAAU
Messenger RNA from Amphimedon queenslandica, 502 nucleotides. RefSeq lists its product as uncharacterized. Bases 106 to 501 code for a protein of 131 amino acids. The transcript has 3 exons. The record is from RefSeq and is a predicted model, not a curated record. Gene Ontology annotation, molecular function: protein binding. Gene Ontology annotation, biological process: signal transduction. NCBI's taxonomy places the organism in Eukaryota, Metazoa, Porifera, Demospongiae, Haplosclerida, Niphatidae.